AUGUGGAUUCAAUGGUCACUCACAAGACUCAUGAGAUGGCGAGUGAAGGACUGGGCUUCAUGUUUCACUGCUUGCAGAUUCCCUUUAGACGAUGAAACGGUGACAUAUCGAUCGUCAUCAUCGAAAGAUGACAAGAGAAAAGCCAAAAGGAUUGGUAAAAAGUUGUUUUGUAGAAAGCGAUCAAGUAAAAAUAACAGUGAUAAUGUAUGCAGUACAAGAAUAAACCUCAGUACAUCAAUGGCGGCGAGGAACAAUGAAAAUCUUGUUUCAACAGAAAUUACCAGCAGUUCUAAUGACUCGAGUUGGUCUCAUUUCACCGAUGAAGACUAUAUCGUCUUCUGCUUUAGAGAAGAUGGAGCAUUUGACGUUGUAAAGGAUUACUGCAAAUCGGAAACGCCAUGUGAAAGUAGAAGAAGUUCAUUGCCUCCAAAUCAAAAGAAAUUUGAAGAAGACCCAAUGAGUGAGGAAGUUAUCAAAAUCCCAGUCACUGAGGUUGACAAGGAAGAGAUUAUAUAUGUAGAUGCAGAGGACCAGAAUGAGGAGGAGAUGGAGAAUCAGGGAAUGGUCUCAGUUGGAUCAACUGACUCUAAUCAAUCGGACAACAGCUCGGGCUCUUUUGCCUUUCCUGUAUUAGGGUGGGAGUGGAUAGGGAGUCCAGCACAGAUGCCAAGAUCAGAAGGGCUACAUUUGAGGAAACACAAGACAGUUUCUAUGAAGUUUCAGUGUUGUAGAUUCUGA
Mangifera indica (mango) is the source of this 738-nucleotide messenger RNA. RefSeq names its product protein BREAKING OF ASYMMETRY IN THE STOMATAL LINEAGE-like. The record is from RefSeq and is a predicted model, not a curated record. Gene Ontology annotation, biological process: regulation of asymmetric cell division. The coding region runs from base 1 to 738 and encodes 245 amino acids. NCBI's taxonomy places the organism in Eukaryota, Viridiplantae, Streptophyta, Magnoliopsida, Sapindales, Anacardiaceae. The transcript has 4 exons.